CGGCCGCGUCUCUGAGUUUCCAGUUCCGGCCUCACAGGGGCUGGGAGAAGCUGGGAACAUGCGGCUGUCGUUCGCCGUCGCGAUCUCCCACGGCCGCGUAUACCGCCGCCUAGGCCUUGGUCCCGAGUCCCGCAUCCACCUGUUGCAGAACUUGCUUACGGGACUGGUGCGACACGAACGCAUCGAGGCGUCAUGGGCACGCGUGGACGAGCUGAAGGGCUACGCCGAGAAGCUCAUCGACUACGGGAAGCUGGGAGACACCAACGAACGAGCCAUGCGCAUGGCUGAUUUCUGGCUCACGGAGAAAGACUUGAUCCCAAAGCUGUUUCAAGUACUGGCCCCUCGGUACCAAGGUCAGAAUGGGGGCUACACGAGAAUGCUGCAGAUCCCAAAUCGGAAUCAGCAGGAUCGGGCCAAAAUGGCAGUCAUUGAGUACAAAGGGAACUGUCUCCCACCCCUGCCCCUGCCACGCAGAGACAGCAACCUUACACUCCUAAACCAGCUGCUUCAGGGGCUGCGGCAGGACCAGGAAGCAAGCACCCACAGUUCCCGCCUAGCUCAAACACCAGAGGUUUAACUGGAGCCAAAGGGCAUGUGGCCCUCAUCAUUGCCCAUGAUCACAGGCCUUGGGAGCUCUUUUAAGCUCUAAGAACUGGAAUGUGAGUUGUAAAAUGGACUGUCUGAUUGGAGUCUGGAGCCCAGAACUUUCUGAGAGCCAGAUAACCUUUUCUUUGCACAACAGGUAAAAAUUCAUUGUAUGUAUGUAAACUGAUGGUUUCCCCCCUUUGGAUUUCUGGAGAAUGAGAACGCCACAUCCGUCUGUGUGAGAUAGUAAAUUCAUGGCAUGUUUCUGGCUCUUAA
Messenger RNA from Dama dama (fallow deer), 861 nucleotides. It is a transcript of the gene MRPL17, whose product is annotated as mitochondrial ribosomal protein L17. Gene Ontology annotation, cellular component: ribosome; mitochondrial large ribosomal subunit. NCBI's taxonomy places the organism in Eukaryota, Metazoa, Chordata, Mammalia, Artiodactyla, Cervidae. The coding region runs from base 59 to 577 and encodes 172 amino acids. The transcript has 3 exons. Gene Ontology annotation, molecular function: structural constituent of ribosome. Gene Ontology annotation, biological process: translation. The record is from RefSeq and is a predicted model, not a curated record.